CAGUGAACUUGAACUAUUUCCAGAUUAGUAUACUAUAUGUUUACAUGCCUUGUGAGAUAUUUAUAGAAUCGUGGAAAAGACCUAGCCUAGUGCGUCUCCGAUUAUGUAGUCUUUUAUCUUGCACUAUUUGGUAUUUACACUUAUGUAUGGACACGAUUGAUCUAGAAUCAGGACCUGUGUUCUGUAAGAUUUUCCCUGGAACUAAUGCAACGGUUUGGAGAAUGUGAAACAUGGGAGAGGAUUCUUCAGUUCAAAACCAUAACGUAAUGGAGCACGGCGAGAACCGGAAAUGUAAAGUGAUAUUGACAAGACGAUUAGCAGACCAACUUAAUGUGGAUUUAGAAGGACUGUGUCUCAAACCGGUCAGGAAUGGACACCAUGUCCAGUUACAAAACGGAGAAUCUACGGCCGAUAAUCCAAGUGCUUCCGAAGGCAAGAAUUCUGAGGACGAAACCGACAAUUUGGUCGGAGGACGCGCAGAUCAAUCAGAGGCGGUCGACCCUCUUUAUCCAUUUUCUUGCAUCGAUUUUAUUGGCGUCAGCAUUUCUGUGGUAUUUUAUUGCUUUGAUGUCUUUACGGACAUUUUAUUGGCCAAAAGUUAUUACGACGAUGGAAUGACGUUUGAGUGCGUUUUGACGUCAUCUGUUGUUGCUGCUGCGUUUUUAGUAGCUGGAAUUUUAAGUUCGAUCUGGCAUACUCAGGAACAACCCCGCCAAAAUGUCUGUUUAUUGGUUCUGAUGUUUCCAUUUGCUACCAUAGAGAGAAAUAUAACAUACUUAGUUCAUGGCUAUAGAAGCAAGCAGAAAGGCAGUAAGAAGCACUACCAUUAUAUAGAGAUGAUCUACAACGAUCGAGAUGCGAGUCUACUAAGAAUGUUUGACGCUUUUAUUGAAUCCGCUCCCCAACUGGUUCUACAAAUCUACCUCAUUCUCAAAGAACAAGAGAAUCUCAAAGACUGCGAACAUAUAUCGAUUCAUAGUCAUAUAAUUCGACUGUUAACAGUUCUCUCCUCUUGGAUAUCUGUCACGUGGUCUGUGACCGCUUACUAUCGAGCACUUCGUGUGAGCAACGCUAUGCACAAAACGAGGCAAAAAACAGUUUUUGCUGCAAUGGGAUAUUUUCUCUGGAGAGCGUUUGAAAUAGGACCAAGAGUAAUGGCAUUAGUAAUGAUUAUUCUCAUGAACGACAUCAUUUUUGCAAUUACAGUAGCGUUUCAUUGGAUUGUUAUGGUCACGUGGUCAUUUGCGACGAAAAUGAGGCCAUACAAGAAAACCCACGAAAACAUUAUCUUUAUUUUAUUAGUUGGAUUUGUGCAGAUAUUUUCUUUCAUGAAUGUCAGUCCCGGUAAAUCUCGAUUUCAUGCCCUUUUGUAUUAUUUGUUUGUUUACACUGAGAACAUUAUUAUACUUAUUAUAUGGAUUUUGGCUAAAAAUAGCUCCUUUUGUCCGUGGAUUUAUCACGGGUCAAUUGGCAUUGUUUCUAGUGGAUUUGUUUUUAAUAUAGUUUUUAUUAUAUCAUUUUAUAAAUUAUGUCACCCCAAAACUGCCAUUUGUUGA
Saccostrea cuccullata (small rock oyster) is the source of this 1556-nucleotide messenger RNA. RefSeq names its product XK-related protein 6-like. The coding region runs from base 231 to 1556 and encodes 441 amino acids. Gene Ontology annotation, cellular component: membrane. Lineage: Eukaryota; Metazoa; Mollusca; Bivalvia; Ostreida; Ostreidae. The transcript has 3 exons. The record is from RefSeq and is a predicted model, not a curated record.